Messenger RNA from Paramecium tetraurelia, 912 nucleotides. RefSeq lists its product as uncharacterized. Lineage: Eukaryota; Ciliophora; Oligohymenophorea; Peniculida; Parameciidae. The record is from RefSeq and is a predicted model, not a curated record. The transcript has 2 exons. Gene Ontology annotation, molecular function: protein binding.
AUGACAUAUUCCAAAGGAACCAUAAUAGGUAAUCUAUCUUUAAUCUACAUAUGUUAUAUUCUACCUUAAUUGCAAUCAUCUUCAAUUUGUUUUGAAAUAUUUAAAUUAAGGAUUCAUCUCAGAUCAGUGCUAAUUUUGCAAAUUGUAAUUUGUAAUUUGAUUGGAUCUAAAUUAGAAGCUGAAGAUGUGAGUGGAAUGAAUUUGAAUAGAGCAUAAUUAUUUAAUUGUAAGUGGAAUAACAUAAAAAUACCUGAGCUAAAUAAGUUAGAAGGCCAAUACAGCGGUGCUAGUUCAAUCUGUAUCUCUCCUGAUAGUAAUACGCUCGUAACUGGUUAUUCAAAUGGGUCUAUUUGUUUAUGGGAUCUUAAGACAGUAUAAUAAAAAGCAAAAUUAGACGCCCAUAAUAGUUGUGUAAGUUCAUUCUGUUUCUCUCCUUAUGGAACUAUAUUGGCAUCAAGUAAUUAUUAUGAGACUAUUCGAUUAUGGUGUACAAAAACAAGAAAAUCUAUUUGGUAUUUCCUUAUGCUUUUCUCCAAAUGGCACUACAUUAGGGUGGGGUACAAGUAGUGUCUGUUCAGUGUGCUACUCUCACCUGAUAGUACUACAUUAGCAUCUGGCAGUGCAGAUCAGUCUAUCCGUAUAUGUGAUGUAAAGAUAAGAGAAUAAACAGUAAAAUAAGAUGGUCAUAGUGAUAGUGCGAAUUCAAUAUGCUUCUCAUCUGAUGCUACUAUAUUAGCAACAUGUAGCUACGAUGCCUCUAUCCGUAUAUUGGAUGUUAACACAGGGUAGUAAAAAGCAAAAUUAAAUGGUCAUAUUAAUAGUAUUAAUUCAGUUUGUUUCUCUCCAAAUGUUAAUAUUUUGCAACUGGUAUUACAGAUAACUCUAUCCAUUUAUAUUAGUGAUCAAACAUGA